AAACUCCUUCAUACAUUAUCAAACUCUCAAAACCCAACAUGGGGCUGUCCAAGAUUUUACUAGCCCUCGUUUGUGUUUUAGGCUCUGCCCUUCUCCAAUCCACUCAUGCCCAAGACACACCGCAAGACUACGUCACUGCCCAUAACAACGCUCGAGCGGCGGUAAACGUCGGGCCAUUGUCAUGGGAUGAGAAGCUACAAGCCUAUGCGCAAGACUAUGCCAAUCAACACAUUGGCGACUGCAAUCUUGUCCACUCUGGUGGGCCCUACGGCGAAAACCUUGCCAUGAGCACCGCUGAUUUGUCGGGCACGGAUGCCGUGAACAUGUGGGUGGCAGAGAAGGCCGACUAUAACUACGACUCUAACACUUGUGCCGAUGGCAAGGUGUGUGGACAUUAUACGCAGGUUGUUUGGCGUAACACAGCUCGUGUAGGGUGUGCAAAAGUGAGGUGCAACAGUGGAGGUACCUUCAUCGGGUGCAACUAUGAUCCGCCAGGCAACUAUGUUGGGGAGAAGCCUUACUAAACCAACUAUAUCUAUGAAGCUAUAUUAUCAAGAAUAAAAUGAAUUAAGAAGUGAUGUUAGAUCAUCAAUUCAUUGUAUCUUAUUCACCGGCAUGGUGGAUGCUAAACUUAAUGGAUAUGAAGAAUGACUUUUAAUUA
Messenger RNA from Prunus dulcis (almond), 661 nucleotides. RefSeq names its product pathogenesis-related protein 1-like. The transcript has a single exon. The coding region runs from base 39 to 524 and encodes 161 amino acids. Gene Ontology annotation, cellular component: extracellular region. The record is from RefSeq and is a predicted model, not a curated record. NCBI's taxonomy places the organism in Eukaryota, Viridiplantae, Streptophyta, Magnoliopsida, Rosales, Rosaceae.